AUGCUGCUCUUGCAUUCGUUCGUGGUUAAGAGCUUGGAGGUGUUCAAUAAAUGGCCACCAUUAUUAAUAAUACCAGUACUAAUAAGGGACAGUGACAUUCGCUCGUGUCUUUGUCUCUUUCUUGCUUCUGACCAGACUGUAGGGUACGACCCCAUCAUCGCGCCGGAGGUCUCGGCCUCCUUUGGUGUCCAGCAGCUGCCCCUGGAGGAGAUCUGGCCUCUCUGCGACUUUAUCACCGUGCACACACCUCUCCUGCCCUCCACCACAGGCCUGCUGAACGACAGCACCUUUGCCCAGUGCAAGAAGGGGGUGCGCGUGGUGAACUGCGCUCGGGGAGGGAUCGUGGACGAGGGGGCCCUGCUCCGGGCCCUGCAGUCCGGUCGGUGCGCUGGUGCUGCGCUGGACGUCUUUACAGAGGAGCCACCACGGGACCGAGCCUUGGUGGACCACGAGAGCGUCAUCAGCUGCCCCCACCUGGGCGCUAGCACCAAGGAGGCCCAGAGCCGCUGCGGGGAGGAGAUCGCCAUCCAGUUUGUGGACAUGGUGAAGGGGAAAUCUCUAGCGGGCGUGGUGAAUGCCCAGGCCCUUACGAGUGCCUUCUCUCCGCAUACCAAGCCUUGGAUUGGUCUGGCCGAAGCUCUGGGGACCCUGAUGCGAGCCUGGGCUGGAUCCCCCAAAGGGACCAUCCAGGUGGUAACACAGGGAACAUCCCUGAAGAACGCUGGCAACUGCCUAAGCCCCGCGGUCAUUGUCGGCCUCCUGAAAGACACUUCCCAUCAGGCGGAUGUGAACUUGGUGAACGCCAAGCUGCUGGUGAAAGAGGCCGGCCUCAAUGUAACCACCUCCCACAACCCUGCUGUGCCAGGGGAGCAGGGCUGUGGGGAAGGCCUCUUGACCGUGGCCCUGACAGGUGCCCCCUACCAGGCUGUGGGCUUGGUCCAGGGCACCCUGCCUGUGCUGCAGGCGCUCAAUGGAGCCGUCUUCAGACCAGAAGUGCCUCUCCGCAGGGGCCUGCCCCUGCUCCUGUUCCGGGCUCAGCCGUCUAAUCCUGUGAUGCUACCCACCAUGAUUGGCCUCCUGGCAGAGGCAGGCGUGCAGCUGCUGUCCUACCAGACCUCAGUGGUGUCAGAUGGGGAGACCUGGCACGUCAUGGGCAUCUCUUCCCUGCUGCCCAGCCUGGAAACAUGGAAGCAGCAUGUGACUGAGGCUUUCCAGUUCCACUUCUAAGCUUGGGUGGAGCAGGGGGGAGGUUUCUGAAGAAUCCUGCCCACUGUGAUCAACAGGAGAUCCACAUUCCUUAGGCUGACGCUGCUUACUCUGCAGACCUUGGCUGACCCCUGUAGUGCCGUGAUAACCACCCAAUAAAGAGCCUACCCCAAA
Molecule: messenger RNA, 1380 nt
Organism: Leptonychotes weddellii (Weddell seal)
Lineage: Eukaryota; Metazoa; Chordata; Mammalia; Carnivora; Phocidae
Source: RefSeq, a predicted model, not a curated record